This is a messenger RNA of Fusarium tjaetaba, 924 nucleotides long. RefSeq lists its product as uncharacterized. Bases 1 to 924 code for a protein of 307 amino acids. The transcript is spliced from 2 exons. NCBI's taxonomy places the organism in Eukaryota, Fungi, Ascomycota, Sordariomycetes, Hypocreales, Nectriaceae. The record is from RefSeq and is a predicted model, not a curated record.
AUGCCAGAGCCUCUCGCGCCUCUCCAGCCGGAGGUCUUGAACGCUAUGAAAGCGCAAGCCGAAGCAGCUACACUCAAAGAAAAUGCCCUUCCAAAGUCUACACCUGCGAAAAAGACAACCCCAGCUUCUAGCAAGAAGCGCAAGGCUGAACUGUCCCUUGAUGAAGAAAUCGCUGCAUACAAGGCAGACCUGAACGAUACCGUCGACUAUGACACUUUUGAGAACGAUAGCCUUCCCAGCUGCAAUGUAAUCCGCACCAAAUUAAACAAGCUCUUUGACUCGGGCGUUAUGAACAAGGCCGAGUUCUGCGGAGCUACCGGUACAAACUCAAACUCCCUUAACAAAUUCCUCAAGCAGAAAGGUCCCUUUGGCGGGUGUAAUAGUUCUGUCUGGCGCAAUGCAUAUGUAUGGUUUCAACAGCGUGAAGUCAUGGGUCUCAAAAUGCCCGGUACCAAGAAACGCCAGCGCGAAGAGAGUAAGAAGGAUACUGCCGACGGAACUCCCUCUAAAGCUGCACCUACAAAAACACUCCCCGAUAUCAGUGAUAUCCACCUAGAAGGCGAAGAAACAGAUGAUGUUCCCAUCUAUGACGACUGCGAUGAGAUCCGCCGCAAGAUAAACGUCCACAUGAAGAUCCCCAGCGUGACGCAGGCGCAGUUCUGCAGGGACAUCUACGCGCAGUUCAAGGCGCCCACGUGCAAAGGAAUACAGUCAAAGCAGCUUUCGGACUUUAGAAAGGCGAAGGGGAGUAAUGCUGGGGCGAAGAGUAGUGUGUUUUACGGGGCGUAUGUGUAUUUUGAGAAGUUGAGGAUUGCGCAGAAGAAGCCGGUUACGAAACAUAGAGUUGAGAUGACGUUUAUGCAUCCUGGGGGUAUUCCGAGGGAUAGGGAUGAUAGGACUACUUGGUUCCUUGGUGCGGCUUAG